Colossoma macropomum (tambaqui) is the source of this 3215-nucleotide messenger RNA. RefSeq names its product rho-related BTB domain-containing protein 2-like. Gene Ontology annotation, biological process: small GTPase-mediated signal transduction. The transcript is spliced from 10 exons. The record is from RefSeq and is a predicted model, not a curated record. NCBI's taxonomy places the organism in Eukaryota, Metazoa, Chordata, Actinopteri, Characiformes, Serrasalmidae. Gene Ontology annotation, molecular function: GTP binding; GTPase activity; protein binding. Bases 289 to 2487 code for a protein of 732 amino acids.
GACUGUUACCGUCUGCGUCUGUUUGGCUAACUGUAGUUAGCAUUAGCAGCGAAGCUGAGGGGUGUGAGAGAGGGAGAGAGGGGGAGAGAGGGAGAGAGGGUCCGGCCUCGCUGGACAAACGUUUUCCUUCGUGACAGCAGUCUUUUAAGUGAGAAAAUAGUCCCUAAAAAGAAGAGGAACCGUCCUCACAGGCCGCAGUGCUUCGGUCGUAAAGCUUUAGCCCUGUUCGCCUUCAAAUGAAAAUGAAGUUCAUCAGCGGGUCUCCUCAGUGGCGAGCUAGCAUAGCCCAUGGAUAUCGCUUCCUCCUUUCGCUUUCAGACAUCAGCCAAGCCGAUGCACCACUUCCCUUCGAUGCGUUCCCAUUUUAUGGAUUCUGAUAUGGACUAUGAGAGGCCAAAUGUCGAGACUAUCAAGUGUGUGGUUGUUGGGGACAACGCUGUGGGAAAGACCCGGCUCAUCUGUGCCCGGGCCUGCAAUGCCACCUUGACCCAGUAUCAGCUCCUGGCCACACAUGUGCCUACUGUUUGGGCCAUAGACCAGUACAGAGUGUGCCAAGAGGUGUGUUUCUCCAACCAGGUUCUAGAGCGCUCUAGGGAUGUGGUGGACGAUGUCAGUGUGUCCUUACGGCUUUGGGACACUUUUGGAGACCAUCACAAGGACAGACGCUUUGCAUAUGGCAGGUCUGACGUAGUGGUGCUGUGUUUCUCCAUUGCAAACCCAAACUCCCUGCACCAUGUGAGGACCAUGUGGUACCCAGAAAUCAAACACUUCUGCCCUAGAGCUCCAGUCAUUCUGGUGGGCUGCCAGCUGGACCUGAGAUACGCUGAUCUAGAGGCAGUCAACAGGGCCCGCCGCCCGCUGGCCAGACCCAUAAAAUCAAACGAGAUUCUGCCUCCAGAGAAGGGCCGUGAGGUGGCCAAAGAGCUCGGCGUUCCGUACUACGAAACCAGUGUCGUUGCUCAGUUUGGAGUCAAAGACGUUUUUGACAAUGCCAUCCGGGCCGCCCUCAUCUCGCGCCGCCACUUACAGUUCUGGAAAUCCCACUUGCGCAACGUGCAGCGGCCUCUCCUCCAGGCCCCUUUCCUCCCUCCAAAACCGCCUCCUCCCAUCAUCACAGUCCCUGCGCCACCCAGCAGCAUUGAGGAGCACCCGGGCCGGUUGCUGGAGGAUCCACUGUGCGCUGAUGUUAUCCUGGUCCUGCAAGAGCGCCAGCGGAUCUUUGCCCAUCGCAUCUAUCUAGCUACGGCCUCCUCUAAGUUCUACGACCUUUUCCUGGCUGAACGUCGCGCUCCUGAGGACAAUAAGAAAGAGAAGGAGCGUCCACGGCCUCCACUCUCUGGACGGGAGCUGCUGAUGCGGGCUGCCAGUUUUGACGUUUGUGAGAGCAUAGAUGAAAGAGACAGGGCGAACCUUCGGGCUUGCACUAGUGACGGAACCCUCAAAGGAGGGGAAGGCGGAGGCCGGCUACUCCCUGCGUUUAGCCGGGCUUUUGUCAGUGUCCAGGAAGAAAUGGUAGAUGACCCAGUGACCUUCAGCUCCAGGCAGAUGACCGUGAUUCACAUGGACCCGUCAAUGCAGCCAGGGCCAUUUAGGGCAGUGCUGCGGUACUUGUACACAGGGAAGCUGGAUGAACGGGAGAAGGAGCUGAUGCAGGUGGCGCACAUCGCUGAACUGCUGGAGGUAUUCGACCUGCGCAUGAUGGUGGCCAACAUCCUGAACGAUGAGGCGUUCAUGAACCAGGAGAUCACCAAGGCAUUCCAUGUGAGACGCACCAAUCGAGUUAAAGAGUGCCUGGCUAAAGGAACCUUCUCAGAUGUGGUGUUCAAGCUGGAUGAUGGUACGAUAAUGGCCCAUAAGCCCCUGCUCAUCUCAAGCUGCGACUGGAUGGCGGCCAUGUUUGGAGGACCCUUUGUAGAGAGCUGUACUAAAGAGGUGCUGUUUCCAAACACUACCCGCAGCUGUAUGCGUGCGGUAUUGGAGUAUCUCUACACAGGCCGCUUCUGUUCUCGCCCAGACCUGGACGCAAUGGAGCUCAUCGUCCUCGCAAACCGUCUCUGUCUGCCUCACCUGGUUGCACUGACAGAGUUGUACACUGUGACUGUGCUUAUGGAGGCUGCCAUGAUGGGAGCUGAUAUAGAUGGAGACGUACUGGUUUAUCUGGAAAUGGCACAGUUUCAUGGCGCUCAUCAGUUGGCUGGAUGGUGCCUCCACCACAUCUGCACGAAUUACAAUAGCGUUUGCCGCAAGUUCCCUCGUGAUAUGAAGGCCAAGUCAACAGAAAACCAGGAAUACUUUGAGAAACAUCGUUGGCCCCCAGUGUGGUAUCUGAAAGAAGACGAUCAUUAUCAGCGGGCCCGUAAGGAGAGGGAGAAAGAGGACUACUUGUACCAGAAACGUCAGUGUAAGCGCAAGUGGCUCUUCUGGAACCUUCCGUCCUCGCCCUCUUCCAACUCCCCCUCCUCUCCUGGCUCUUCAGCUGUCAUGUGAUUGGCCAUCGAAGGCCUUGCUGCUGGUCUGAGAUGGAAUGUAAAUGCACACCUCAGCAUUGACAGCCAAUUUGGUUCAAAUAUACAGGCUUAUCUGUCCAUCAUCCAGCCACUGAGUAUGAAUCCCCAGGCGCGAAAACAGAGGAACAGGCAGGAAAGCCAGAGAGUUGUAGGGUUGUUUUCUUUUUUAUUUCGCUUUGUUGCAGCUGAUUGAGGACACAACUGAAGCUUUGCUUCCUCAGCGGUUUAAAGGAUGAAAGUUCUCUGAAGCUGUGUAUUUGGCUCAGACCCAGCAAAUGAAAAAUGCUAAAUGACACUACUGAUAACUGCUAACAAAGUGCUUUUCAUCUACAACACAGUACAGCUAAGAACAACCAAGCAAAAUGUCCUCAAAAAAUGUUUUGGCUCCUCUUCGAUCCUUGUUUUCAGAGAGAGGAUUUAAGAGCAUAUUUUUGCUUUUCCAGUACAACAAAGAUUUCCAUACACAACUAUGAUGAUGGUCAAACGCUGCAUGGAGGGGCAUGCAGAUAUUGACUGCCACAGAAUGUUAUAUUAGGCUUACUCAGUCCAAACAAUCCAGUGACACAAUUGAAUUAUCUGGAAUCAAAUUAUGUGUUUCUUUUUUUUUUUUGUCCUGCUCUAGUGGAAACGUAUUGUUGAAUGUUAAUUGUGCCCAGCUGGCCCUGACAGUGACUUUGAAAGUGAAUUGUUUAUCCUGCUCACUGUGGU